AUGGGUGAUAAAGCUGAUGGUGACUUGUUCUUCGCCGCGGCCGGUGAGGCCGCACGCGAGCAGGGAAAGAUCGUCCCUGCUGACGAACACAUCAUCUCGGAGAAGAAGGAUGGCUUCGACGACGAGGAGCAUACCGUCGAGGCGCAAGAGGGUGUCAGCGUCCCGACCGAGGAGGAGAUGGAGACCCUCCGCCACGUCGCAGACCGCGUCAACUUUUCGACUUACCUGAUCGCGUUCGUUGAGGCUGCGGAGCGAUUCUCCUACUACGGCAGUACUGCUGUCUUCACGAACUUCAUCCAACAGCCUCUUCCCGAAGGUUCAAGAACUGGCGCCGGCGGCAAGGACGGACAGUCCGGUGCGCUCGGAAAGGGCCAACAGACCGCUAACGGUCUCAUCACUUUCAACUCUAUGUGGACUUACUGCACUCCUCUGCUUGGCGCGUACAUCGCCGACACGUAUCUUGGUCGCUACAGGACGAUCAUGUAUGCGAUCGGUAUCUGUCUCAUCGGCCACAUCCUCUUGAUUGUCGCCUCGGUCCCCACGGUCAUCACAAAGCCAGAUAGCUCUAUCGCUGUUCUGUCUAUUGCAAUGAUUGUCAUGGGUCUCGGUACCGGUGGUUUCAAGAGCAACAUCUCGCCGCUCAUUGCCGAGCAGCAGCGUAGUCUGAAGCCCUUCAUCCGUGUGAAGAAGAAUGGCGAGCGCGUUAUUGUCGACCCCGCGAUGACUACUGCCCGCAUCUACAUGUGGUUUUACUUCUUCACCAACGUCGGCUCUCUCGUCGGACCCAUCGGCAUGACCUACGGCGAGAAGUACAUCGGUUUCUGGUUCUCCUUCAUGCUUCCGACCGUAGUCUACCUGAGCUGCCCGCUCGUCCUGUUCAUCGCCCGUAACCGCUACCGUCACACGAAGCCGGAGGGCUCCGUCCUUGUGCGCGCCGUCCGCCUCUGGAGCUUCGCCGCGAAGGGUCGCUGGUCCUUCAACCCGGUCAAGACUUGGCGCAGCAUGCACGAUGAUAGCUUUUGGGAGAAUGUCAAGCCUAGCCACCUCCCUGUUGAUCGCCGCCCGGUUUGGAUGACUUUCGACGACAAGUGGGUCGACGAGGUUCGUCGUGGGUUCAAGGCAUGCGCUGUCUUUGUUUGGUUCCCUCUCUACUGGCUCCCGUACAACCAGAUCACCAACAACCUGACGUCGCAGGCUGCUACCAUGACCACUAACGGCGUACCCAAUGAUGUCAUUAACAACCUCGACCCAUUCGCACUAUUGAUCUUUAUCCCUAUCCACGACCUGUUCCUCUACCCCGGUCUCCGCCGCAUCGGCAUCCGCGUCACCCCUCUCCGCAAGAUCACCGCCGGAUUUUUCACUGGCGCGCUUUCUAUGCUCGCCGCCGCGGUCUUGCAGCACUACAUCUACAAGACCUCGCCCUGCGGUUACCACGCCGCUGACCCGACGUGCGAGGUCUCCCCGCUCAACGUCUGGAUCCAGACGCCGUCCUACGUCCUCAUCGCCGUCUCCGAGAUCUACGCGUCUAUCACCGGUCUCGAGUACGCGUUCACGAAGGCACCGGCUAACAUGAAGUCGGUCGUCAUGUCCAUGUUCUUGUUCAGCUCUGCCAUCUCGUAUGCUCUCGGCGAAGCCUUCGUGUCGCUCUCCACCGAUCCGCUCCUCGUAUGGAACUACGGUGUCAUGGGUGUCCUCGCCUUCGUCGGCGGUAUCCUCUUCUGGGCAACGUUCUACAAGCUCGAUCGCCAGGAGGAGGCUCUCAACAACCUUGAGACGGGCCACCUUAACGAGCACGAGCCUGCUGGCGAGAAGGCCGUUUAG
This is a messenger RNA of Peniophora sp. CBMAI 1063, 1821 nucleotides long. The record is from the annotation of a GenBank genome assembly. NCBI's taxonomy places the organism in Eukaryota, Fungi, Basidiomycota, Agaricomycetes, Russulales, Peniophoraceae.